GUGCCGUCGUGCGGCUCCGUGUAAAUCCUCUGGUUCUGGUCGUAUUUGCACGAUUGCAUCAAGUGAAAUGCAGCCAGACCAAAGAACUGACAAAGGAGAUUAUAUUAGUAAGCUUGUGAGUUGUGACGUCUGUUAGCAACCCAGAACCGAUCAAUCGAUUCAAAAUCAGUUCCUAGCUUCUGUCCUAGCAACUCUGAUAUAGUUAACCAGAUAUUGCUGACCAUACAACAAUAAAAAAAAACAAAUCGGAUAUUGGUUUAUUUUUUCAAUGCAGAAAACACAUUCACAUCCCUGCAAAAAACUGAACCUCUUACAAAUCCCGGGACAACCCCUAUAGCAAUGCGCCAAUGCCAUUGUAUGUACCUUGUAGUGUCGUGCCGGCUGUCUGGGCAUAUGUGUAGUCGUAGCUAAAUGAGCCGAGCGCGAUGCCACGAAUAUACGAAGAGAUGCCCAGCGCGUUUGUCCUGCAUCCUGGUAGCCGUUUCCUUGGCAUCGACGGAUUCGUACGGCACCCAGACCCAGCUAGCUGCUCACUUAAUUGCUUGGCCUUAAUUUCGUUCAUUCAUGCAUAUCUGAACAUGUAAUUUAGCAUUGCAUGUACAGACAAGGCAGAUAGAUAGAUUGGCGUGCAGAGCAAUAUAAUGCAGGGAUGAGGGAGGUAUAUGCUCUCAGAUAUCCACCAUUGCUCGGUUACACCCAAGGAGAAACCAGCAAGCACAUGACAUUCUACCCCGCUGUGUGCUGCUAAUUGAUGACCUGCUGCACUUCGCUUUCAUCCGCGUCACCAACAUUUAUUUUCGUAUGUAUCUGCUAUAAUGCAUGCAAUGCAUCGUGGCACAACAACGAUCAAUUCGCAACGUUAACAUGCAUGCAAGACGCGCGCGGAUCAAUAGUUACAAGAAAGGGACCAUCGAUCACCUCACGUCGACACCUUCUAUAUAUCUCUGCACACAGCACACACCUUCACUCGCAGCUCGGCAGCUAUAGGAGGAGGAGGAGGAGGAGGAGAUCGAGAUAGCAAUCGCCGGGUGGGGGGAGGGAGAGAGACAAGAACGGAAGAAGAAGCCAGCCGCACAGCACGCGCCCGCGCGGCCAUGUGCACCGAGAACUACGACGCGUGCUACCCAGACCAGCCGGUGGUCGACCGCUACCUCCCCGUGUGGGCCAAGCUGCCGGCGUUCGCCGCCAAGCCGGCCUUCGUCUGGGCCGACGACGACGCGGCGUCGACGCGCACCGCGCUGACUUACGCGCAGCUCGACGCCACCGCCGCAUGCAUGGCGCGCAACCUCCUCGCCGGCACCGGCACCGGCAGCCUCCGCCGGGGCGACGCCGUCCUCGUGCUCGCCUCGCCGGGCCUCCGCCUCGUCAAGCUGCUCUUCGCGUGCCAGCGCGCGGGGCUCACGGCGGUACCCGUCGUGCCCCCCGACGACCCGGCCACGCUCAGCGGCCCCGCGCACGCGCACCUCCUGCGCGCCGUGUCGCAGGCCAGGCCGGCUGCCGCUGUCGCCGACGCCGGUUACAUAGACGCCGUCGCCAAGGCGGUCGCUUCUUCCGUCGCCGGGGGCGAGAACGCCCGCCUGGCUGCCAUGCUGGGGAGCCUGCGCUGGCUGGCCGUCGACGAGCUGGAGCGCGUGUGUGAUGGGCCGCAGACGCCGUACGUGGGCUGUGGGCCGGACGACGUGUACCUGAUCCAGUAUACCUCCGGAGCGACGGGCGUCCCGAGGCCCGUGGUGGUCACCGCGGGCUCGGCGGCCCACAACGUGCGGGCCGCGAGGAAGGCCUACGACCUGCACCCCGGCAGCGUCGUCGUGUCGUGGCUGCCGCAGUACCACGACUGCGGCCUCAUGUUCCUGCUCCUCACCGUCGUCGCCGGCGCCACCUGCGUGCUUGCCGCCCCGGGCGCAUUCGUCCGGCGCCCUGACCUCUGGCUCGAACUCGUCUCCGAGUUCGGGGCCACGUGCACGCCCGUGCCGUCCUUCGCGCUGCCGCUCGUCCUCCGGCGCGGCCAGCGGCGGCGGCCGCUUCAGCUCGGCAGCCUGCGCAACCUCAUCCUCAUCAACGAGCCCAUCUACGAGUCGCGCGUCGGCGAGUUCGUGGAGGCGUUCCGCUGCCACGGCCUGCGCGCCGCCUCCGUCUCGCCGUCCUACGGCCUCGCGGAGAACUGCACCUUCGUGUCCACCGCGUGGCGGCCGAGCGCGUGCUCUGAAUCUGAUCGCCUCCCGUCCUACAUGAAGCUCCUGCCGUCGGCGAGGCUAUCUCCGGCCGCGGCGAACGAGGUGCCGGCUGAGAUCGAGAUCGCCGUCGUGGACGAGGGCACAGGCGAACCGGUGGAGGACGGCGUGGAGGGUGAGAUAUGGGUGUCCUCGCCGAGCAACGCGUCGGGGUACCUCGGCCACCCGUCGGCGAGCCGCGAGGUGUUCUGCGCGCGGGUGCCGGGGCGGACAGGCGCGUGCUUCGUGCGCACGGGCGACCGCGGCGUAGUCAGGGGGGCUGAGCGGUACCUGUACGUCGUCGGCCGGAGCGCCGACGUCCUCGCGCUCGACGCAGGACGGCGCCACGUGCACACGCAUUACGUAGAGACGGCGGCCUUCGGCAGCGCGUCGGGUCGCCUGAGAGGCGGCUGCGUCGCAGCUUUCGCGACGUCGUCGUCGACGCCGUGGUCACGUUCGCAGAUCGGCGUCGUGGCCGUCGUCGCGGAGCUACAGAAGGGAAGCGCCGGCGUCGGCGAUCACAGGGGCCUGUGCGACGGCAUAAGGGCAGCGGUGUGGCGGGAAGAAGGCGUCAGGGUUGGUUUGGUCGCGCUGGUUGACGGUGGGGUGGUGCCCAAGACGACGUCGGGCAAGUUACGCCGUGGGGCGGCGAGGGAGAUGCUGGCCGCCGGAAAGCUCUCACUGGUCUUUGAAACACGAUACGACGACUGUGAUGGAUCGGUGGCUGGGGUGAGAGGCGAAGAGGAGGAGACAGCGGCGAAGUCCGGAGCUAGUUGGCUGGAAGGAGAGGGCGGAGAGACCGGCAUGGCUACCGAAGCCUUCGGGAGCGCGAGCCGUCGUCUUCGCUUGCAGUCAUUUCUUUAGCAUGAGUGUUGGGUACCCCUAAUUAUGGUACGCGACAACGACGGUUCGGACAUCCUUCGGUGUCCAACUCCUCCGAUCCGGUGGUCUCGACAGCGUCCUUCAGCGACGACAUCCUCCAAUCCUUUGUUUAUGCAUGCGACGGCUGGUUGAGGCUAUACUAGGAUUAUUUUUCAUUAAUUAUGAUGUAAGAUAUAUGUAUUUAUGCAACUUUCUAUAAUCAUUUAUGCUUUGCGCGAUAUCAAUCAUUCAAUUUUUACA
Messenger RNA from Zea mays, 3332 nucleotides. RefSeq lists its product as uncharacterized. The record is from RefSeq and is a predicted model, not a curated record. Lineage: Eukaryota; Viridiplantae; Streptophyta; Magnoliopsida; Poales; Poaceae. Bases 1095 to 3074 code for a protein of 659 amino acids. The transcript has a single exon.